Molecule: messenger RNA, 993 nt
Organism: Penicillium canescens
Lineage: Eukaryota; Fungi; Ascomycota; Eurotiomycetes; Eurotiales; Aspergillaceae
Exons: 2
Coding region: 1-993 (330 amino acids)
Source: RefSeq, a predicted model, not a curated record
AUGGUCAAACUCCUCCAGCCAAGGGUCACACCACUGCCAACGGGCAUUGACCUAACAGGCAAGACAGCCGUUGUCACGGGAGCCAGCUCGGGACUGGGUCUCGAAUUAGCCCGACAGUUACUGCAAAUGCGAGCGUCGACCGUCGUUCUGGCCGUCCGCAACGUCGCCAAGGGUGAAGCAUGCGCCAAGGAUCUCCUUCAGGACCAUGAAGUCCAGAAGCUUAACCCCAAGCCUAGCAUCAAAGUGAUGGAGCUAGACAUGGACCGGUAUGACAGCGUGCAGCAGUUCGCCAAACAACUCCGCGAUGAAAUCCCGGUGGUCGAACUGCUCAUCCUAAACGCCGGAAUCAGUCCUGUAACACUUGAGCGGAGCCCUAACGGCCAUUCUCGAGCAGUGCAGGUUAACUAUCUUUCCAACGUACUGUUGAUAGCAGAGCUGUUGCCACAUCUCCAAGCGGGUGCUGAAAAGACCGGCUCGCCCGCGCGAAUCAGUUGGGUUGGAAGUCGGAUGCACGAGAGUCCGAGUCUCGAGAAGAAGAUGCCUAUAAAGGCUGAUGAGGGGGUGUUGGAACACUUGGAUAAGGAGGAGACUUUUGUUCCGUUUCAGCAUUAUGGGGAUUCGAAGCUGUUAUGUGCGCUGUUUAUGUAUAGCCUGACACCGCUUCUGGAUCCGAAGAAGGUUGUCAUCAAUAUGGUGUGUCCUGGUAUGGUGGAUACAGCUCUGAGUGAUGGGCUCCCGCUGCAUAUCCGCUUAGUGGCGAAUGCUAUUAAGGCGAUUCGGGCCCGUGCUGUGGAUGUGGGUGCCUGGUUGAUAUUGAAUGCGCUGUUGGUUGAGGGCCCGGAAUCUCAUGGCAGGUUUUUGGGCGAUAAGAUCAUCAUGGAAAAAGCCGCAUUUAUCGAGUCGCCGGCGGGUCAGGAGAUACAGAGCAAACUUUGGGCAGAGACGAUUGCAGAGAUGAAAACGCUUGUAGAUCUCCCUGUGGAGUAUGAAUAA